UUUACGCAGCAGUUGAAGAUGGACAAGUUUAAGACUGUUCUGAACAUUGCAGGCAAACAGACCAACCUUGGUUUUGGCCUGAUAGCUCUGUUGACAGCGGGAGGAGAGCAGAUAUUCUCUGCAGUGGUAUUUAAGUGUCCCUGCAACGAGCUGAACUUUGUCUAUGGGAUAGUGUUCCUGCUGGUGCCAGCUCUGGCUCUGCUGCUGCUGGGUUACAUCCUCAGUAAGAAAACGUGGAAGCUGCUGACGGGUCUGUGCCGGCGUACGGACAAGCUUUUGUGCUGCAAGAAGCUGGUUGCCGCUGGUGUGGUCCUCUGUCAGAUCGGCACCUUUGCGCUUGUUGCGCCUUCUACUUGGAUAGCUGUAGCUUUACUCAAUGGAAACUACUACGAGUGCGCCAUGACAGGUACCAAUGUGAGCAUUUACAACAAACACGUGUGCAGAGAUAGGAACUCUGAGAUCCAGUGUGAGAAGGAGCUUCACCGGUUCCCGUGUGGGAAAAGCAUUAGUGUACCUCAGGCUGCGAGAGAAGAUGUUCUGCUUAAUCUCCGAGCUGAGUCUCAGAUUCUCGGUUGGAUGCUCAUCACUCUCAUCAUGUUGACAAACCUGGUGCUCACCUGUGUGGCUCGGUGCUCCUCCCCUAUUAGCUACCUGCAGCUGCAGUUCUGGAAGGCGUAUGUGCAUGAGGAGAGCAAUCUACUUGAUUCCUAUACGGCUAAGCACGCCAAAGCGUUUGCUGAGAGAAACCUAAAGACCUUCUUUGAAAAGACACCACCUGAAAAUGUCAUCACACCAUCCAACCGAGACUGGGAGAAGAUCUCCUCUCUCUACAAGUUCACCUCCAAAGAUACCUACUACAGCACUUUGCACCGAUAUGUGGAGAACUGCCAGGAGACUGACAACGGGACGAUGAGGAUGAGUUCAGUCAAGUCAAACGAGUCUGUAGAAGAUAACCCAGCUGUUCUUAGUUUUGUAGAUGAUGGGAGAAUGCCACUGUGAGUCACAGACUACCCACAUUAAACUGUAAAAGGUGUGAAGUAGAGAAGCUCUAGAAAUGCUCUUAACUUCGUAAUUUUGAAGAAUAAAUGAAAUAUGCAUGAAAUAAUCAUUUGUAUGCUUAAUAUUGUAGUUGCAUAAAGUGGGACAGUGAAGGAUAGUGUGCAGCAACUUUUUAUUAUUUUGUAUUUCCUUUGUCAUGUCAGUCUUUAGUUUUUAAUUCCAUGUUCUGUUUGCAGACUCAGGAGAAUCUGUCUGAUCCUCCCGAGUCUUUCAUCCUGUGUGAAGUUUGUGUGUCUGCAUUUACCCCACUGCGUUCCCACAGUACCUCCUAUAUUCUGUUAAUAACCUCUUUGCUUUGACCGUCCUGCAGAAGUUUAAAGAAGAGAAAAAGCAGAUGAACUCUACUCUAACACUUUGUAUCACUGUAAACAUAAAAGGACGGCUGCAAGAAAUUUAUGUCCUAACUUAGGUAGUAACCAGAAACGUGUUUUUUCCCUAGGCUGCAAUCUUCCAUGCCGUUCGAGUUGUUGUGGUAUGCAUCGAGCAGAUGUGUAGUUAAAUUUCUCAGGAAGUGUACAUCAGGUUAUGUAGAAGGUUGCAACGCAGAGCUAAAUGGGGUUCUGGUGCAUAGUUACCCAUAUGGAAAAGAAAUAGAAAAAACUUAUAAAAGACUUGCAUCAGAUGUGGCCUACUUCAAAUAGUGAAUCAUAGAAGGCUUAUGUGAUCUACUCAUGAAAGUGGCCACUUUCAUUUAUUGUUUUAGUAUCCAAAACAUACAAGUUUCAUUUAUAUAAUUUUUCAAGUUUUCACUCUUGUAUGCUUUUCAUACAAGAUUCACACACGACACAUACAAACUUUAGAAGAUUUAUAGAUCUUUUCCAUGUGGGUAUUCAAGUACAACAUGCAGUGAAAUGUGACGUUAUGAUGUAGAUCUGAUGCAGGAGUUGAAUCAAUGUGUUACGCUUGUCUCUCCUUAACAACGUGACAUCAGAUCUCCGUCACAUUAAAACUACAACUGCACUGUGGCCAUGAAACAUUCAUCUUUCAUGGCCACAGUGUGUUCUGGCACCGUUGUUUUAUAGAAGUCGUAUGAACGAGAACAGGCAAAGGUUUCCUUUGCACUGAUUAUUUUGUUGAGAAAUGUGGGAUUAAAAGUUUACCUCUGAUUACAACGGCGAGAGUAAAAGGUCUUAACAUCCAGCCUCUUAAGGUUACAGUGACACAACGUGUUUGAACACAGUUUCUCUAUAUGUGCUUUUACUAAUAGUAAAUCAGCUUUAUUCUUAAUCAAAGAUAUAAUCAAAGUAAGUCUAAUUAAUAUGAUGGAUGAGAAAUGCAGUUUGAGUAAUUAAUAUCUGACCUUUUCCUGUGAUGGGUUUGUGUUGUAUGUGCUUCUGUGGUGGGGUUCGUUGUACCAGUGAGAAUCUGAGGGCUGUAGUGCUUGGUCAGAACAAUAAACAAAUAUUCAGAGACAGUAUUUUAAUAUAUGAUUUAAUAAAAGAAAUUAAGCUGAGUAUAUUAUGACUGAAAAAAGAAGUUUUGAAGACAAAAAGUGAGUGAAAAUGUAACUGAAGUAAAACAGUAUUAACUGAGUGAAACAUGAAGAAUUCAUUUGUGACUGAAUGUUCAUAUGUGAUGGAAUUAACAAUAAAAGAUGUUAAGUACAACACAGAAGAGAA
Molecule: messenger RNA, 2678 nt
Organism: Maylandia zebra (zebra mbuna)
Lineage: Eukaryota; Metazoa; Chordata; Actinopteri; Cichliformes; Cichlidae
Gene: calhm6
Product: calcium homeostasis modulator family member 6
Cellular component (GO): plasma membrane
Molecular function (GO): monoatomic cation channel activity
Source: RefSeq, a predicted model, not a curated record